GGCAGCAAGGCCCCUCCCUUUCUGCUCGCGAGCGGCCAUCAUGGUGUUCAAACGCUUCGUCGAGAUUGGCAGAGUUGCUUUCAUUUCCUUUGGGCCACAUGCUGGCAAGCUGGUGGCCAUUGUGGAUGUUAUUGACCAAAAUAGGGCACUAGUUGAUGGCCCCUGCAGUGGUGUCAGGAGGCAGGCUAUGCCCUUCAAGUGCAUGCAGCUGACUGAUUUUGUUCUCAAAUUCCCACACAGUGCUCGUCAGAAGUGUGUGCGACGUGCCUGGGAGAAGGAAAAUAUAAAUGAGAAGUGGGCAGCAACAAGAUGGGCAAAGAAGAUAGAAGCCCGAGAAAAGAAGGCCAAGAUGACUGACUUUGAUCGCUACAAGGUUAUGAAAGCAAAGAAAAUGAGAAACAGGAUCAUCAAGCAUGAAAUGAAGAAGCUCCAGAAGAUGGCUUCUAAAAAGGGCAAGAAGCCAGAGAAGUCAGAGAAAGCACCCAAGUUAGAGAAGGCGCCCAAGUCGGAAAAAGCACAAAAGUCAGAGAAGGCCCCCAAGUCAGAGAAGGCCCAGAAGGCUCAGAAAUAAAAUGAACUUCUAGUGAUGUAUGACUUUGUGUUCUUGUUCCAAUUCUUUAAAAUUGGCAAAUGGUUAAACAUCUGUUUUAAAUUGUAAUCAUAACUUCAUGUUUGUU
This is a messenger RNA of Indicator indicator, 677 nucleotides long. RefSeq names its product ribosomal protein L14 (gene RPL14). The record is from RefSeq and is a predicted model, not a curated record. Gene Ontology annotation, molecular function: RNA binding; structural constituent of ribosome. Gene Ontology annotation, cellular component: ribosome; cytosolic large ribosomal subunit. Lineage: Eukaryota; Metazoa; Chordata; Aves; Piciformes; Indicatoridae. Gene Ontology annotation, biological process: translation; ribosomal large subunit biogenesis. The transcript has 6 exons. Bases 41 to 571 code for a protein of 176 amino acids.